Molecule: messenger RNA, 2619 nt
Organism: Cuscuta campestris
Lineage: Eukaryota; Viridiplantae; Streptophyta; Magnoliopsida; Solanales; Convolvulaceae
Source: the annotation of a GenBank genome assembly
CUCACGUCGGCGCGUACGUAUCCACCUCCCUCUCCCUCACGCCGAUUGUCUUCAUCUCUCUCUAAGAAUUUCCAGGUUGAAAUUUAAGCCCUAAAAGGCAGUAAAAAAAAGAGUAAAGGCAAAAGGAAGAAAGGAAAUAUGGGGUGCGCCCAAUCGAGUCUGGACAACGAAGAAUCGGUGGCGAGAUGCAAGGACCGGAGGAAUCUGAUGAGGCAAGCCGUUCAGGUGAGGAACGCCUUCGCCUCCGCUCACGCCGCCUACGCUACGGCGCUGAAGAACACCGGCGCCGCCUUGAGCGACUACGCGCAGGGCGAGGUUCCGCCUCCAGCCCCGGACGUCGCCGUCGCCGAGCCGGCUCCCAAGCCGCCUCCCCCCAUUCCGCCCCAUAUGAUGGAGAGGAGCCCCCUCACUCCCCUCCCCCCUCCUCCCCCGCCCUUGCCCAGCUUCUCCCCCGUCACGCCCCUGCAGCGGUCCAUCACCAUGCCGGAGCUUUCUAAAAGGAUGGAGAAAGUGAAGACCGUCCCGAUUGGAGUGGAAGAGGAGGUGGAGGAGGAGGAAGAGGAGGAAGACCACGAGAUUCGAAUAAGCAGAUUGAAGCUGAGGAAUCGCCACAAUAGGGCGGAGAAAUCUGGUAGAGACGAAGAUGCGACUCCUGAUAAGAUUCCAGAUUCGCCCCCUCCUCAGCCUCUCGGUGAAGCUUGGGAUUACUUUUAUAUGACUGAUAAUAUGCCUGCAACAACCCUAGGAGGCGUCCAGGAAGAAGAGUACGGAAUCGACAGCCCGAUAAGUCCCAUAACUGAGAAUCUCGGCAGAGAUGAAGACAUUGAAGAGUUCAAGACCCCAGAGAAAGGAGUAAUGGGUAGUGAUGAAAUGGGGGAGACGCCGCCGCCUAUGAUGGCUAUGGAGAAACACUUCGUUCAUUCUAAGACGGCUCCUCCAGGGAUCAUCGGGUUGAUCAAUAGCGGGAAAAUGGAGAGUGGAAACAGUGCAGAUUUUUAUAAGGUUUUCAGUGUGAUAGAUGAUCAUUUCCUCAAGGCUUCAGAGUGUGUUCAAGAGGUUUCAAAGUUGCUCGAGGCUACUAGGCUUCAUUAUCACUCCAAUUUCGCAGACAGGGGAACUAUUGAUCACGCUACGAGGGUUAUGCAAAUCAUCACAUGGAACAAGCCUGUUACUGCCGUGUCAAAAGGCGACGGUGCUAUUGAAAAGUAUGAUGGUGGUGACUCUGAGACUCAUGCCACUGUUUUGGAUAAGUUGAUGGCUUGGGAGAAGAAACUAUAUGAGGAACUUAAGGCAGGUGAACUUAUAAAGCAUGAAUACGAAAGGAAAGUUGGAGUUCUAAACAAGUUGAAAAAGCGCAGUGCUGGUUCAGAAUCACUGGAGAAGGCGAAAGCUGCUGUUAGCCAUUUGUACACACGUUUUAUUGUUGAAAUGCAAUCUUUGGAUUCAACGGUCGUGGAAGUGAAUGAAAUUCGUGACAAGCAGUUGUACCCAAAGCUUGCCGAACUUGUUCUUGGGAUGGCCAAGAUGUGGGGAUCCGUGUGUAGGCACCAUGAAGAGCAGAUGAAGAUUGUUAUGGACCUCACAAGCAUGGACAUCUCUGCAACUCCCAUGGAAACAACAAAACACCACCAGCAACGCACCUUACAGCUGGGCAAUGUCAUCAAGGAGUGGCAUGACCAGUUUGAAAACCUGGUGAACAACCAAAAAACCUACAUUCAGACCCUCAUCAAGUGGUUAAAACUAAACCUCGUCCCGAUCGAGAGUAGCCUGAAGGAAAAGACGACCCCGUCCCCACCCAGACUCCAGAAUCCCCCCAUCCAAACACUACUCAUAGCCUGGAAUGAGAUCCUCGAGAAAAUUCCAGACGAGCACUCCAAAAGUGCAAUCAUGUCUUUUGAAGCCGUGAUAAGGACGAUCAUUCUUCACCAGGAUGAUGAAAUGAAGCUGAAGGAGAAGUGCGAGGAGACAAGAAAAGAGUACACACGUAAGACCCAAUCCUUCGAAGAAUGGUACCAGAAGUACAUGCAGCGUGCAGCUACACCAUCCGAUGAGGCGGACCCCGUUUCAGAGAGGCGGUUUGUGGUGGAGAGCUUGAAGAAGAAGUUGGAAGACGAAACAGAAGCUUACCUGAAGCAAUGUCUCCAAGUGAGAGAGAAAUCUUUGGGGAGUUUGAAGAUUCAACUGCCCGAACUUUUCCGGGCCGUGAGGGAUUAUUCACACAUGUGUUUCAAUGCUUAUGAAAGAUUGAGACUUCUAGUGGUGAAUCAAAACAACCCAAACCAGGAGGGUUCUUCUUCAUAGGACUCUUAAUUUUAUCCUUGUUAGGGUAACUGCUUCUCUAUGUAGAGAUGAUCGUUUGUUCCAUUAGUUUUUUUUUGAAAUCUUGCCAUGAAAGGCUAAUAUAUUUAUUUAUUAUCAAUUCCUUAUGUUCUUGUUAAGAAACAGGUUUUUUGUACAACUAUUUGUACCCUACAAUUUUUUUUGUUCUCAUUGGGAAGAAUAACUGUCAGCGGCACACACAAACUGGACAGGCAACAUCACUUCUCCCCGAGAACGAAAAAUAAAAAUUGAAUUGACGGUAUCCAGAGCAUAAGAAGGCAAUAAAAAUGGUGUAUUUUC